Messenger RNA from Acanthosepion pharaonis, 3096 nucleotides. The record is from the annotation of a GenBank genome assembly. NCBI's taxonomy places the organism in Eukaryota, Metazoa, Mollusca, Cephalopoda, Sepiida, Sepiidae.
AUGAAGCAAUCACAAUAUGCAGCAAUUUUAAAUGGACUAAAUAUACGAAGAAAAAAACGUUUCAAAGUAAAAGUCUUGCAACGUUCCAAGACAUUACCUGUAAUGCACAUGCAACCAGAAAUAGUUCUGCAAUGUCAAUCUGAAAAUAUCAAAAAUCAAUCCUCAAAAAGUGAGCACACAGCCAUUAAUGAAGAUGUCAAGAAGAAAUAUGAAGUUUCUGCUGAAGGUAAAAAAAAAGAAAAACCAAGAUUACGUAGUGUGAGCGUUGACAGAAAAUCCAACUUUUGUCAUCAGUCAAGCAAUUUAUCACACUACACAGUUGCUUGGACAUCCAAAGAUGAUGAUAAUCUUAAAAUUACUCAAACUGGAGAAUCAAAAGAAAAAUCAACAAAACAACUUUAUUAUACAACACCACCGAGGGUUCCAGAAGAUAGAGUAAUAGGUUUGGUUAUACAUCACUUGACUGAAACUAACAUGAAGAACAUGGUACCAAGCCUGGAUGGGGAAAAAAGAUUGGAUAAUAACAGUGGUUUUUCUCGUCUGGCCCGCAGGCUAAGUCAAAAAGAAAAGACAGAUUUUAGCCGUGGACAAUUGCGUCAACGAUCUGUUAGUGUUGAUUUAAGCAAUGGCCAGUAUCAACCAGUUAAUACCCCAGGUGACCUAAACCUUCUGAACAAACCCAACCAAAUGGCUAUGUCUUUUACUUCUCCUCUUUAUCCUCAGGGACGGCUCACUCGUUCAUUUUCUAUCCCUCAAUCAGUUACUGCCCAGACUGCUCUGGUUAAGUCCACAGUGGAGAUUUUAACCUUGAAGGCUGGCUGUGAAGAGAAUAUGGUACAAGCACCAAAUGAUGAGGCUACCCCACGUAAAAAAACUGGAGCUGUGGACACUUCCAAUAUGACAGUAGCAACUGUAGUGAAAAGAGGAAAAGGGGAGAAGAAAUCACCUCAUGAUAUAACGGCUCUUUUUGAUGCAGUUGAGCAACAAGAUUUGGAUCAAGUUAAAUUUAUACUAGAAAACAAUUCCCUUGAUUUAAAUAGCGUUAAUUGUGAAAAUCUUAGCCCACUGGACAUUGCUGUGAUGACUAAUAAUAUUCCAAUGGCCAAAUAUUUGCUCAGCCAUGGUGCAAAAGAGAAUCCAUUUUUUCAGCAACCGGAAUACUGUGCCCAAAUGCUUGAUACUCUAGUGGCAGAUGCAGAAAGCAAAGUUGUUAAUUUGAUGGCAGCAGUCUUAAAUGGAUCAUCUGCUGGAAAUAAUGUCUCUUCCUUGCACCAAAAAGAAAACGAGAAGCAGCUUGCUCACUGGGAAUUUAGGCACAAAUUGCUUAAGAGAAUGAGAACCGGUUAUUGCCUGGCUCGAUCUCCUGAUUGUCCAAGUAAUGUAACUCUGAGUGUUUCAAGUAGCUCAUCAUUAUUAGUGCAUUUUGAUGAACCACUCAACCACAAUGGUGCAGUAGUGACCAGUUACAAAGUUGAAUGGAGUAAAUCUAGUGACUUUCUUACAUUAGAAGGAGAAUCUACUAUGGAGGAAUUGAACAAUUUACAGUAUGAAAUUACAAACCUUGACAAAGAUAGUUUAUAUUAUGUACAAGUAUGUGCUCGUAAUAUGAAAGGUUAUGGAGCUUAUUCUGCCACAAACCCAUCAUGUGCCCAGCCUUCAAGUUGGCAUGAUGUUAAUGGUAUUAUACCACGAUCAAAAGGAAAAUUAAAUGCGCUUGAAGAUUUGUUUUCACAAGUUCGUCAAUCACGGCCUGUUGAUGCACCUGCUAUUAAAGAACCUUCUGGUGAAUCUCCAGUUCAAAGAAAAAGAAAAAGCUUGAAAAAUCUAUUUUCACUCUCACCAAAAUUUCAAAAAUCUCUCCAAAGAGGAGUAUAUCUGUCCUGCUUACUUCAUCACAAAGACAAAAUUCUGAUAACCCAAGAAGACCAAUUACCUGUUGUUGAAGUAGAUGAAAAUUUCUCAAGUACUUCAAUCCAUUCAGAUUUCUAUUGGCUCAUGAAGAUUGCUUGUACAUGGACUGAUGUGAAACCUUUACGGCAAGAUAUGUAUAAAAGUACAAGUGCUGGCUCCACACAUUUUAGAGGUAAACUACUUCAAGCUGCUGCUCUCUUGCAGAGUGCCUUGGGAUUAAAUGACCUUGGCCAGUUGUAUCAUAAGCCAUUACGUGAUACUAAUGGCAGUAUAGUGCUGGUGUGCAUCAAAGAAAUCACAGAUCCAAAGUUCUUGGCACUUGGCUCUGGCAAAUGGGUGUCCCAAGCUAAACUUCAAAGACGAAUGCCAGUUACUGACCAAGAACACAGUGAAGCUCAUGACCUUCUGCUUAAUACAGCUGCUGAGAUGAUUCUGUACAACGAAAGGAGCACUGCUCCUGUCCAACGAGGUCUCUAUCUUGGUUACUUAAAGAUGGUUAGCUCUGUUGAACUUAUUAAUGUGUUGACACCCCAUAAUGCACCAAAUGUGUUCCCACAUGUUAGAAUUCGAGAUUGUCCAAAUGUGUCCAAAGAUGAAUGGCAGUGGCUUCAAAACUUUGGUCAUUGUGAUACGACUUCGCUUUUUCCAACACCAACACAAAGAGACUUCCAUCACAUGUUGAACAAAGCCAUUAGACAACUAAUUGACUUAAUGGGACUAACAUGUGAAUUUGAUAAUCACCGACUAUAUGAUGUGGAAGUCAUUGAAAUGAGCAAAGAUGUAUCAUUCUUAUUAUUACUACCUCCUGUUGAAGAUGUAUGCAUUGUACCUGGAAGAGAAACUGAUCCAGUUACUAAACACAAUGACCUUUGUGCAUUGCCAGUUCAAGUAUUUGAAAUUAAUCAUAUGACUACUUACCAACCUGAGUUGAUAAGUCUUUAUUCUCGUCUUUCUUCAAUAUUGGAAAAUGAUUUGGAACUGGCACAACAGGCACAAAGAGAGGCUUUUUCUUCUCCGGAACUGGUAGCAGCCAAGGAACGAGUUGAUAUGCUAACUCAUCUACAAGCUGAAGUGGAAAAAACUUGGAAGGGAAAUCUUUGGGCAGUACAGACUGUGCACAUAAUCUCUUCCACAACAAUAGUUCAUUGCUCAACAAUGCAUCUUUACUCUGUGAUUCCAAUUUGA